Nicotiana tabacum (common tobacco) is the source of this 1218-nucleotide messenger RNA. Its product is annotated as putative UPF0481 protein At3g02645. Lineage: Eukaryota; Viridiplantae; Streptophyta; Magnoliopsida; Solanales; Solanaceae. The record is from RefSeq and is a predicted model, not a curated record.
AUGGAAAGGUACAAACUUGCUGCCAUUAAAGAGAUUCUUGAACCAGCUCAAAUCCUCAAUUUUAAGCACCUCUUGAUCGACAAACUAAGAGAGAAUGACAUCGUUGUCCGUUCUUGUCAUAACCGGUUCAUGGACAUAGAUGAGGAGACUUUAGCUUGGAUAGUAGCCAUAGAUGGCUUGUUCUUACUUAACAUCCUCCGUUCAUUGUAUGACAAUGUGCAUGAUGAUCAGGAGAUUAUUGAUGAUACCAUUUUCACCCGAGACCUCAUGAUGCUCGUGAACCAAAUCCCUUUUGUUGUCUUGAAGCAAAUCAGAAAGUUUCUCUGUCUAUCUUCCCCUGAGAUAGAGAAGAUAGCGAAUUUUGCUUCUAUUCCAAUGCAAACUCCAGCCAUCAUUAUCAAACAUGACAAUAUAAAUGAAGACGAAGAAGAAGAAGAUAAUGUCGAUGAUCAAGAUCGAGAAACACAUGGAGGCAUCAUUCACAACUUCGAAACAAUCUUGGAGGUCGUGGAGAAUAUCGGUCCCAGAAACGUGCAAAAAUUUGUAAAGCCCAUCAACCAGGUUGUAGCCAACAUGCCAUGGUCAAUGAUUUCCGGGCUAUUUAGGGAAGGUACUCAAAGGAAUAGAGACAAAGAGAAUGAGAUGAUCACCGUCCCAUCAGCAUCCCGAUUAUGGCGUUAUGCGGGAAUCAGAUGCAUCCCCAUCCAUGAGGGUAUCAGUAAGAUUAAAUUUGAUCAAGCUGCUUCAACUUUUUACCUUCCUGUGAUCGCUAUGAAUGCUGGUUCAGAAGUCAUACUUAGAAAUUUGGUGGUCUAUGAAGCUGCCAUGUCCAAUUCUAAGCACGAAUUUGCCAGAUAUAUCAAUCUAAUGAGUGGGAUUGCAGAUACUACUGAGGACGUGAGGUUGCUAAAGCAAAAUGGUGUUAUCAAAGGGGAUUUGACUGAUAAUGAAGUUGCUUGUUUGUUCAGUACUAUGCAAAUGUCAUUUGUAAGGUCUAGUAGAAGUUGUAAUGUGGAGAUUGCCAUGGAGAAAGUCAACAAGUAUUAUGACCAAAUGCUAGGAGUAAUAGUUAGGGCUCAUAGAGGGUUGAAGAAAAACAUCUACCUUUCUUGGAAAUUUUUGGCUACUGCUUUGUCCAUUUCCGUUGUGUUGCUGCUAAUUUUCCAAACAUUUUGCUCUGCAUAUGGCUGUCACAAUAUUUGGGGCAACAGAAAGUAG